UCUCAACUUCCCUCUCACCACACACACAAAAAAAAAUGUUUCUCCCCUUUCUAGCCUUAGCAAUUUUGCUCAUUUUCUCUCCUACCACCAUUGCAACAACUUCAAGUGAAAUCAAGAACUCAACUCAUGAAAUCUUCAAUGUAAAAGAAUCCAUUGCCCAAUUAGACACAAAACCCCAAACCCCAUUUGAAAAUCAAGAAGAAUUUCAUGUUGAUAAUGAAAUUGAACAAGAAAAUGGAAAUUGGAAACUCAAGCUCAAGCUCAUUCACAGAGACAAACUACAAAUUCCCCAUUUUCCAUAUAAUAAUAACAAAGUAUUUGAAGGUCGAAUCAAUAGAGAUUUGAAAAGGGUGUCCAGUAUCAUUCACAGAAUUCAAAAUGGUGGUGUUAAUUACCGGGUCGAGGAAUUCGGGUCGGAUCUUAUUUCGGGUAUGGAUCAAGGUAGUGGGGAAUAUUUUGUUAGGAUUGGUGUAGGUAGUCCAGCUAAGAACCAAUACAUGGUUCUUGAUUCUGGUAGUGAUAUUGUUUGGGUACAGUGUCAGCCCUGUACCCAAUGUUAUCACCAAUCCGACCCGGUAUUCGACCCAUCUCUUUCCGUGUCGUUUACUGGUGUCCCAUGUGGGUCGUCAGUAUGCGACCGGGUUGAGAAUUCUGGUUGUCAUUCGGGUCGGUGUAAAUAUGAGGUUAUGUAUGGUGAUGGUUCAUAUACUAAAGGUACAAUGGCAAUUGAAACAUUGACAUUUGGUCACACUAUGGUUAAAAAUGUUGUUAUUGGUUGUGGACAUAGAAAUAGUGGCAUGUUUACAGCUGCUGCUGGAUUAUUGGGCCUUGGCGGUGGGUCCAUGUCACUAGUGGGCCAACUCGGCGGGCAAACAGGCGGUGCAUUUAGUUAUUGUUUAGUGAGUCGGGGCACCGACUCGACUGGGUCACUCGAGUUCGGUCGAGGGGUGUUACCGGUCGGUGCGGCGUGGGUGCCACUUAUUCGAAAUCCACUAACCCCGAGUUUUUACUAUAUAGGGUUAUCAGGGCUCGGAGUCGGAGGCGUCCGAGUACCGAUAUCGGAAGACGUGUUUAAGAUCACCGAGCUCGGGGACGGUGGAGUCGUCAUGGACACAGGGACGGCCGUGACACGACUACCCUCAGAGGCAUACGUGGCGUUUCGGGACGCGUUUAUAGCCGAAACCGUGUCGCUCCCUAGGGCACCGGCCGUGUCGAUAUUCGACACGUGUUAUGACCUAGACGGGUUCGUGACGGUUCGGGUACCGACCAUUUCGUUCUUCCUUUCGGGUGGGCAAAUCCUGACCCUGCCAGCUAGGAACUUUCUAAUUCCAGUGAAUGACAAGGGUACAUUUUGUUUUGCAUUUGCUCCAUCACCAUCAAAACUUUCUAUAAUAGGAAACAUCCAACAAGAAGGCAUCCAAAUUUCAUUUGAUGGAGCAAAUGGUUUUGUGGGAUUUGGUCCCAAUAUUUGCUAGCUUAUA
Messenger RNA from Solanum verrucosum, 1481 nucleotides. RefSeq names its product protein ASPARTIC PROTEASE IN GUARD CELL 2-like. NCBI's taxonomy places the organism in Eukaryota, Viridiplantae, Streptophyta, Magnoliopsida, Solanales, Solanaceae. The transcript has a single exon. The record is from RefSeq and is a predicted model, not a curated record. Gene Ontology annotation, molecular function: aspartic-type endopeptidase activity. Bases 36 to 1475 code for a protein of 479 amino acids. Gene Ontology annotation, biological process: proteolysis.